Molecule: messenger RNA, 3482 nt
Organism: Sphaerodactylus townsendi
Lineage: Eukaryota; Metazoa; Chordata; Lepidosauria; Squamata; Sphaerodactylidae
Gene: PLA2G15
Product: phospholipase A2 group XV
Exons: 6
Coding region: 57-1325 (422 amino acids)
Biological process (GO): ceramide metabolic process; phosphatidylcholine metabolic process
Cellular component (GO): lysosome
Source: RefSeq, a predicted model, not a curated record
GGCCGUGGUAGGAACGUGGGUGGCGGUGGCUGUUUAGAGGCGCAUGAGCCGAGGGGAUGUUGCCGAGGUGGCGACGUCUGCUGCCCUUGAGCCCGGCGAGGGGCGGUGAUCUCCCGGCCUGCCUUUUCUUCCUGCUGCUCUGCUCGUCUCCAGGCACCUGCCUACGACACGCAUCUGGGGGCGGAAGGACCCCGGGGCCCCCUGUCUUGCUGGUGCCAGGGGAUUUGGGUAACCAGCUAGAAGCGAAAUUGGACAAACCUUCUGUAGUUCAUUAUGUCUGCUCCAAGAAGACGGACAGUUACUUCACAUUGUGGCUGAACUUAGAACUGCUUCUUCCUGUGAUCAUUGACUGCUGGAUUGAUAAUAUCAGGCUGCUGUACAAUCGAACAAGCGGAACCACUGGACCACCCAAUGGGGUGGAUAUCAAAGUCCCUGGAUUUGGGCAAACGUUUGCCUUGGAAUUCCUUGACCCAAGUAAAAGAAGUGUUGGCACCUACUUUUAUACCAUUGUGCAGCAUCUGGUAAACAUGGGCUAUCAGCGGGAUUACGACAUCAGAGGUGCUCCCUACGACUGGCGGAAGGCACCAAAUGAGAACAGAGACUACUUCGUGGCUCUCCGGAAGCUGAUAGAGACAAUGUACGAAGCGUUUCAAGAACCAGUGGUCUUAAUUGCCCAUAGUAUGGGGAAUAUGUACACUCUGUACUUCCUCAGCCAUCAGCCUCAAGAUUGGAAGGACAAGUACAUAAGGGACUUUGUGUCUCUGGGUGCUCCGUGGGGAGGUGUGGCUAAAACCCUCCGUGUAUUGGCAUCAGGAGACAACAACAGGAUCCCUGUCAUCAGCUCCCUUAAGAUCCGGGACCAACAGAGAUCUGCCGUUUCCACCAACUGGCUCCUGCCUUACAACUACACGUGGCCACCCACCAAGGUCUUUGUCAGCACUCCGACUGCCAACUACACUCUUCAGGAUUUCCAGAAGUUCUACACAGACAUCGGCUUUGAAGACGGCUGGUUCAUGAGAAAGGAGACUGAAUCCCUCGUCUACGAGAUGCCUCCCCCGGGGGUGCGCAUACACUGCCUUUACGGCACCGGGGUAGAAACCCCUGACUCGUUCUUCUAUGAAACCUUCCCAAACAAGGAGCCAAAGAUAUUCUACGGCGACGGUGACGGAACAGUGAAUGUGGAGAGUGCCUUGCAUUGCCAGAAGUGGGUGGGGAAGCAGGAGCAAAAGGUGAUCCUUCACCAGCUCCCAGGAAGCGAGCACAUAGAGAUGCUUUAUGAUGCCCAUACCAUUUCCUAUGUAGAAGAGGUUCUCUUUGGCUCGUGACACAGAGCGGGAGUUCCCAUUUUAUUCAGAACUGGGGGACAGGGGUGUAUUCAAAGCAGGGGAGUGUCCUUUUUUCGGCUCCCUCUUUUAAAAUCCCAUUUACUAGACUGGCUGGGAAGCUGCUUUGAUUUUGAGGUUCAUUUGUCUUGGAUUAGUGUUCGUGCUUGGGCCAACACCCUCGCGCGAAUGUCGGUUCACAUGAGGAAUGUGCUGCUCUCCGGUCUCCAGAUGUGGGGAGAUUUCUCCCUUUCCAUAUAUCUUGAGCCGUAACGUGAGGGGAGAGGUUUUUAGAGUGCACGGGCUGCCCGGUCCGCUUCAUCGGUCCUGGGAGGGAAGUCUGUUACAAAGUGAAGUCCCAGCAGCAGGUGUGACAAACCCACACAAACGUUAAUACUACCGUAGCUUAGCCACGUUCAGCCAGACCCGUUGGCGGAUCUUCUAGUGCUGAGCAGAUUAUUUUCCUUGGUCUUUACCUGAGAAGUAGAACGAAAAUUCAGAGGCUGUGAAUCGUGAUGUCUCAAGUAAUACUCAACCUAGGCGGAGUUCACCGCUUGGAGGGAGGCUGUAGCACUGCAGAUUUUCAGGUGAGAUGAUUCACAAUCUUAGAGGGGGCUCUGUGCCUUGCUGAGAGCAGUUGGGAGCCACUAGGAAUACUCGAUCUUUGCUGCAUCCAAAGGUCUGGGUGAUAGCAAACACUCUUCCAGCCAGAUGUGAUCCCCCAAAUGCAGGCUACCUUCCAGAUGUAUUCCUCUAAGUUGCUCUUGUUGGUGGAGGCUUUUUAUGGAAUUAAAAGGUCUUGUGGAGAGCUAAUUCUUUCCAGAAAUCUUGCAAGUUCAUAGGUUGGAAUCUCUUUUCCUUGUUAAUUCAGCGCUCUUCCGCAAGGUUCUUACAGAAGGAGAAACAGAAGAGUGAAACAACAGGGCAUGCUGGUUAACUCAUGCUGUAGUCCAAGGGCUGUAAUACGCAGCCAGAGUCUUGUGACGUGUUUGUAGAUAAAGCCCUGUCCAGGCAGUGAGAAGUCUGUGUUGGCCUUGCAUUCUUGUCUGCCCGUGAGCUGACGGUUCUAUCCCGUACAAAUGGUUUUCAGAAUCUGUACACGUUCCUGCUAAUCUUCUAACGAAAAGCUCACUUCCAGAAAAACCAGAAAACAAAACCGGAGCCUGACAGCUACAAAGCAGAAGCAGACCUCCCUCCCUGGCUGUGGAAUAUGGUUUGCUUCAUGGUGUUGUGAGCCUUAAAAGCACAAAAAGGGAAAGUUGUUUCAAUCAAUGACUACACAGGACAAUAGGAGAGGGGGCGGUUUUCCUUUGAAGCUUGUUCUAAAACCCAGUCGGAGGCUAGAUUUACUGUGGAAGUUUUGAUUCAUUCUGAGUAAGUUAUGGUCAUUCUGGUUCCUUCAGUCAGCCAGGAAGUGAAGCAACAGUCGUGGACGCACUCUGGUGUUCAUCGUCGUCAGGGCUCAUCCUGGCCUAACUGUUGGAGCGGGGUGGAGCGAUUGCUCGCAGGCCGCACAUGGAGUGCUGUUACUGGUCUUGAGCCAUUUUACCUCAAGCUUUAAGGUUGUCCAGAUCUCUGACGUUACGAAGUGUUGCUACAAAUGCACUAUCUUUAGCAUAGUUGUGGUCCUCUUAGAAACCAAGAUAGUUAGGUUCAGUGUGUGUUUCUUGCCUUACGAAAUGCGCAGUCUUGUUCAGUUUCCUGUCCCUCAGCAACUGAUGUAAGCAAAGCGACAACCGUCAGCUCUGUGGAUGUGCACAAGGAGCUGUGCGUGUUCUUCCACCAGAUAUACUUUCACACCUGGCCAAUGCCUUUGAAUGGUCAACAUAAAACUGGCCUGGUUGUGAUUGUAUUUCUUAAGCAGACCACGAUCUGUCUUUUUGUCUAAGAUGGUCUCCAUCUGACUUGUGCAGCUUCAGGGUACCAAUGUAUUCAGUGCCACGCUGUGAGGCAGAGCUUGUGUUAUACAUGGAGCUGUUUGAUUUUUGGCCUCAGCCGAUCCAAAGGUUAAGUCUGCAAGUCCAGUACCCUGACAGCUUUCGUGUUGGGCUCUGAAAGCUGGUGUUGAUGUCCUGGUGGGAAGGUGGGUGGAUAUCUAUUGCUGGAAACAAGGAGGUAACUUUUUUUUUUAGCCAUUUGCUGAUUGUGCCUUGGCAGAAU